UAAUGAAGGAGGAGUCACCAGUUGUCGGCGCUUUGUUAACAGGAAGGACAUUUGACAUUGGACCUUAAUUCAUUACCGUGUGCAGAACUUUAUCCUAGAAUCAUGACAGGGGAGACGACCAGAGUGCUGUAAGUUCGGCUGGAGACAGCAAAGCGUGCUUGUACACAAGACUCCACUGUUAGCGCUGGUAGUGACACACUCUCAUAACAUUACUGUGGAUCUAAACAACAGCUACAGCUCUUCCUCCUCGUUCAGUGUUGUGAACUGCAUCGUGGUGAUGGGACGCAGUCGACAGGCUGGUUGCGCUGCGUUUUUGAGGUUGUGUUUGCAUCACAUGGCUCUGCUCCGAAGACGCCCACAUCCUGGCUCCUCGCUCCAAACAACCAGGUCCUUCAGUUCACUCAGGGAAGGUAAGCGUAGAGGGCUGUUUUGGAAGACCCUUGCUGGCAUCUCUGUUGGUGUACCUGUGGUAGUGGGUGUCCAGUAUGCUGUAUCAGCACCAAGAGAGAGAAGGAGGAUGAGGAUUGUGAUUGAAGGAUUUGGUCGCUUGUGCAGAUCUCUUUCUGUGGGAAUAUUUAUCUCUGUGGAUUACUGGUGGACCACCCAUGUAGCAGUUCGUGGUCUAGAUGAGAGCAGUCCAUCCUACUUGGCUGAGAUGUCAUCCUGCCACCAGAGGGCAGCAGACUGCAUCGUGGAAGGAGCCCUCAGGAACGGUGGAAUAUACAUCAAACUUGGACAAGGUCUGUGUUCCUUCAACCACCUCUUGCCUCCCGAGUACAUCAACACCUUGCGAGUACUGGAAGACAAGGCCUUGAACAGGAGGUACAAAGAGGUGGAUGCUCUUUUCCAAGAAGACUUCAACAAAGCCCCAGAACAACUUUUUAAAACAUUUGAUUAUGAACCCAUCGCUGCCGCGAGCUUGGCUCAGGUUCAUAAGGCGGAACUGUUAGAUGGGACUCCCGUCGCUGUGAAAGUGCAGUACAUUGACCUCAGGGAUCGCUUUGAAGGCGAUAUCAGAACAUUAGAGAUCCUGCUGGACAUUGUUAAGUUCAUGCACCCCAGCUUUGGAUUUCGAUGGGUUCUUAAGGACUUGAAGGGUACACUCGCUCAAGAACUGGACUUUGAGAACGAGGCCAGGAAUUCUGAGAGGUGUGCAGAGGAGCUGAAACACUUCAGUUUUGUUCAUGUUCCCAAAGUCUUCUGGGAGGAAACAAGUAAGAGAGUGUUGACAGCAGAGUUUUGCGAUGGCUGCAAAAUCAACAAUGUGGAAGAAAUCAAAAGACAAGGAUUAAGUUUGAAAGAUACUGCAGAUAAAUUGAUCCGAAUAUUUGCUGAGCAAAUAUUCUACACUGGUUUCAUCCAUGCUGACCCUCAUCCUGGAAAUGUUCUUGUGAGACGAGGUCCUGAUAACAAGGCAGAGUUGGUGCUCUUAGACCACGGCUUGUACGAAUACCUCAGUCAAAGUGACAGAGUGGCCCUUUGUAAACUGUGGAGGUCCAUAGUCCUGAGAGAUGAGGCCGCAAUGGAAAAGUAUUCCAAUGCACUUGGUGUCAAAGAGUACUUCCUCUUCUGUGAGAUGUUACUGCAGCGACCCAUCAACAUGCGGGAGCUGGGUCUGUCCAACAUCUUGAGUCGAGAGGAAACAGCCUACAUGCGUGACAUGGCCAGAGAGCGCUUCGAAAGCAUCAUGCAGGUGCUGAAGUCGAUGCCUCGGCCCAUGCUGCUCGUCUUCCGGAACAUCAACACGGUCCGAAGCAUCAACAUCGCCCUGGGAGCACCGGUGGACCGCUACUUUGCUAUGGCCAAGAGUGCGGUGCGAGGGUGGGGCAAGAUUCAGGCAGAGAGGACAGGGAUGCUACCCCAGCUCUGGGUGUUCCGCUGGGCGAGGACAACAUGGGAGAGCCUCAAGUUUGAACUGGCUUUGAGAUGGGAGAUGGCAGCGAUGAGUGUGACGCGUUCGUUCCUGAGCCUUCUGUCGUACUUCGGACUCAUAUCUGUGGACGCAGACAUGUAUGAGUACCUGAGCUAAUGCAUACAUCUCGCAUGACGAAGGAACAGUGACAAUAAGGAGUUAGUUCUUAUGAUCCAACGGCAGGGAGCCUUUCACUACUGUAGCAGCUCCGAAAGCUGCUCCGAAAGCUACUCGUAAUGGUGCUGCUUGAGUCUAGGCACUGUUUCCAUACCAAAUUAUCCUCAGCUCUGGUGGCAGACAGGACUUCUUCCAAGCAGGUGAAAAUGUGUGUGUAGAACUGCAGGACUGUAAAGCCCAAAACACACUCCAGACUUCCUAUUAUUUUUAAUUAAAUUAAUUAUUCUUAUUGUUUUUUUUGUGUAAUCUUAAGUACAGAAAAUUGUUUUGAAAUUCAAAUUUGAGAUAUUUUAAGCUGUGGUGUUUUAAAGAAACUGGUGACAUUAAUUCUGAGAAAAUUGUUUUCAGCAGCCUGGCUCAUAGAUACAUAUGGGGUAGUUUACUGUUUUCUACAAGUAAUGUGCAACUACUGUACCUCUGCUAUAAAACAAGCAACACACCAGUUAGUCUGGCAAAUGUUGUAACACAAGAAUGGAUGUCUGUGUUGGAUUAACCUUUUGUGCUGACUGUUAACUUGGAUGAAAACUAUGCUGUGUGUGUCUUGGUUUCCUGAGCGCAGCGGGUAUUGCAAUCAGUACACUCGUUGCAGGUUAAAAGAACAAUCCAGCACCUUCUCACCAAAUGUUUUUAAAUUAAUUUAGCAUGUUAAUAAAAUGUUCUACCUCCUUUUAAG
Scatophagus argus is the source of this 2762-nucleotide messenger RNA. It is a transcript of the gene adck5, whose product is annotated as aarF domain containing kinase 5. Bases 278 to 2029 code for a protein of 583 amino acids. The transcript is spliced from 16 exons. NCBI's taxonomy places the organism in Eukaryota, Metazoa, Chordata, Actinopteri, Scatophagidae. The record is from RefSeq and is a predicted model, not a curated record.